AUGUCAAGCUCAACUGAUAACAACAAUCAGAACGUACUGUCUACUUUUCCCACAGCUCACCACAUGAAAUCUACUCCGGCAUUAUCUCCAAGCGUUUCAGAGUCAAAUAUCCCGGAUAAAGCUGGAGAACAAGACAGCAGUGUGCCUUCUGAUAGUUAUACUACCACAACAGGAUCAUCAAAUGAAGAAUCCGAGAAGCAUAAACAACGACAAAUUGAUGAUUUAUUUGCUGCUUUGAAAAACAAACUGUCGGAUCAAUAUAAAUACAUUAAAUUUACUCCCAAAACUAUAAAGAACACAUCCGAUUAUAAAAAAGUGGUUUCUUUUGAUGAUAUAGACAUUCAAUAUGAAGAUGAUGGAUUGCCUGAUCCAGAUGAUGAUGUAGGUUGGGAACUUUACAGAAUGAAAAAUAGAGGAAGAGAAGGGGCUAUUCCAGGCUACGGGAGAGAAGAAUUCUUUCGUUCUCAUUCACCUAUGGCUUCUCGACUUUCUCCUUCUCCUGUUAGAAAUACAUUAGAUUUAGACUCAAGAUUAGAUAUGAUGCAUAUGGAAAAUAAUUUGGUUCAAUAUCCAACAACCCCAAUAACAAAUAAAAAGGGAUGUACAUUGAGAAAACGACACAAACUUUUUGAUACAUUAUCUCAGAAUAGAUUGACUUUAAGACCUAUGUUUAGAACCAUUUUGGUGUACAUAAGUGCCAGAAUUCAUACUUGGGUUGCAUUGGAUUGGAUUUUAAGUAAAUUCAUUGUGAAUGGUGAUCAUGUCAUUAUUGUGGCUGCUGUUGAUCCAAAAUUAGUUCAGUAUUUAUCAACGAGCAAAAGAGGAAGAAGUUCAGCUGUAUCACCAUCGCUUUCACCACAAAGAAUAGGGGCACUCUCGCCAGCAAGAGGACGUGUUGGUGCCACUCUUUCACCACUGAGAAGUCGAGUUGAGGAAACUCCAUUUGGAAGGCUAGUGGAGAGAAGCAAACCAAGCAAUGUUGUCAAGAUUGCUGAUAAUAUAAUGAACUAUGCCAUGGAAGUUAUUAACCCAGAAAUUAUUGCCAAGCUAACAGUUGAAAUUGUUGAAGGUGGAACCAAGGAAGUCUUGAAAGAUAUGUACAGAUUAUAUGAACCUAAUUUGGUGUGUACUGGUUCAAAACCUAACUCAAAAGUUGCUGCGCCAUUGAGAUCUUGGCAAUCUUCUAAAUUAACUGAUAGAUUGGUAAAGAAUUUCCCAUUACCAGUGAUUGCAGUUCCAGCAAUGAAUAUGUAUGAAUUUGAAGAAAACUUGGAAAGCAUUAUCAAUCAUGGUAAAGAAUUGCCAAAGCACAAGUUUUCUGAAAUGAAAGAGGCCAUAAAAGUCUCCGAUAAGGAAGAAAAUAAAAGCGAUGACGAUGGAAGUGAAAGUGAAAGUGAAGAAGAUGAAGACGAGGUUAGAUCCAUCAAUUCAGGUAUUUCACAGGCAUCUUAUGACUCUUAUUAUGAAGUUGGAAAUCAAUUUGUUGAAUAUAAAGAAACUAUUGAAAAAGGGUUAGACAAAUUGAAGGCAGCACCAAUGAAUCAAGAUUAUUAUGCCAACAUGGCUCAAUUCAUUUCAGACGAAUCAUUACAGUUCUGUUCGGAUAUCAUUGAUAUUCAACCUAGCUUCACUGGUCAUGGUGCCAAUUUAGCCAGAGCCAUCACGGGAUCCAAUUCUUUUGGUAAAGCAAGUUACAAAUCCAUGCUUGAUACUUCACAAAACGAAUCACAACAAAAUAAAAUGUCAUUUAAGGAUGUCAAAGAACAAUUGAGAUUAAAUAGAAUAAAAACUGAACUGGAAACCAAUUCUUCAUCAAUGCCAGCCCCUCCGUCAAUUGAUGUUUUAAGUCCAACACCAACACCAUCACCUUCUCCAUCUCCAUCACCUACACCAAGUAGAGAACCGUCACUGUUGAAAUUUGUCAAUUUGGAAAAACCUUCAGCCGAUAGGAAAAAACUGACUCAACGAAUUAGUCCAUUGAGAAAAUGUUUGAGUCAUAGUGAUGAAGCUGUUAAUACUCCUAAAUUAGAACCAAGAAAGUCUCAUCCUGGUAUGUUAGAACAUACUAGGGAUGACUCCAAAAAGAAGAAAUCAAAAAAGAAGAAAUUUUGGAUAUUCUAG
Molecule: messenger RNA, 2121 nt
Organism: Candida tropicalis MYA-3404
Lineage: Eukaryota; Fungi; Ascomycota; Pichiomycetes; Serinales; Debaryomycetaceae
Exons: 1
Coding region: 1-2121 (706 amino acids)
Source: RefSeq, a predicted model, not a curated record